GUGAGAGUUGAAUGUGAUAGUGGCAGUGAUUCCUUAGUCUUCAAAUAGGAAGGUUUUGUUUCAGCAAUGAGGCCUAAGGUACUGGUUUGACUAAACCGGUAUGAACUGGCGCCAGCACUUUUCCUGGCUACAUGGAAUAAGAUCAGAAUAUGGCUGCUGGACUGCUAAUGGCUGUAUGUGCUGCCAUCACAGUGUCAGUGAGUGCAGUUGGUAUACAUGUAAAGUGUGAAGCAGAUCAUGAAUGUGACAAGUAUAACUACUGUUACACGUCAGGAUACUGUGUACCAUGUACAGACUGUGCAUUCUAUAAGCGGAAGAACCAGACUUCCUACCCAUACUGUGCUAAGGAACCUCUGCAGUGUGGAGGGUGUCUGCCAGGGUUUGAAGAAGAAAUUUUUACAGGAGGGAAUGUUAGAGAUCUUUGUAUUUCUGCUGACUCACCACUGGACGCAAAUGAUUCACCUACGUCAUUAGUUCAUAUUUAUAUCAUUCUUGGCAUCAUUGCUGGUGUUUUACUUUGUCUCUUGCUUGCUGUUGUUUUCUUUUUUGCCAGAAGGCUCUGGCUGAAAGGAUGUGCCCAGCAUGUUCAGGAAUGUAGUGAUCAGGGAUCUGAGAACCCACCUGUGUACACUGAACCACUACUGGAGCUAAGGGACAUGGCUACAACUAAACCUGCCGAUGAUGGUGCUUCUUUGGAAAUUCGUGAAACAAGCCUGAAGAUCUGUGGGGAGAAGGAGUCUGUUCAACAAGCAGUGCCUUUUACAAAUGCUGACUCACCCUACAAUGAUUGGGAAGAGAUGGGAGAAGCAUCAGGAGACAAUCCUCCAGCAAUUCAGGAUGAAGACACACUUGAAAUUGUGUGGGUCCCUCCACCUGGAUAUGGACAACAGGCAUCAGCAAAUGUCACAGACAACUCAAACAAUGAAGCUGAGGCAAGAGCCAAUGAAGUGCCCGAUUCAAGCGAAACUGCAAAUCCAGCCACUACUCACGAUUCAGGACUCUCAUCAAACUCCUCUUGUGGAAACUCAUCGGGCAGUCUUCCACUACGGCCCUUUGAAGGUAUAGGCUCUUCACCUGCAAGUCUCCCUGUCCAGCAACCAUUGACAACAGCACAUGCUCGAAGUCUUUCUGAUGAAGAUGUCAGUUCUGAUUCUCUUGUGACAAAGCGAGCCAGACGUGAUUCUCAUACUCAGUCUCUCGAUGAAGAUGCAGUACCAAUGAAUGUGGUGGUAAUAAAUGUACAGCAGUCUACAACUACAGUUCAUAAAUAGUUCAGAAUUGUAACUAUAUCAGUUUCUUAAAUCUUUGAAACUAAUUUUUUUAGUAAUCUAGCAUUUACUGUGCUUCACAUUCUCUAUUUUGGGAAGCACAGAUUGUUUUUAUGUAAUUAAAUAUAAUUUGUUUUUAUGUAAUGAAAUAUAAGUAGACUGCUCGUGUUAUUUUGAUUAAUAAUUUUCACCACCAUUCAACAUUUUUAAUCACUGCUGAUUAUUGACCUUAACAGGUUGACUUCUUUUGACUUGAGAAUAUAUGCCACAUUGUGUUUCAAUGUGUGGGUUAUUGAUGUGCCAACAGACUGCUGUGUGCUGUAGCAGAUUUAUAUUACAGGAUUUCCCUUGGGGUGGGGGGACAUCUUCUGUGGUUAUUCUAGCACUAAGAUAACCGUCAUAAACUUUUCCAAUUACAGUCACAUUACUUAUCCAUAAUUUUCUUUUUACUGCAUCUAUAUUUUCUAAUCUCCUUAAAGACAAUCCCGUUAAAGCAGUCUCUCACUAAGAAUCUGUUUCUCAAGGGCUUAAUACAAGAGUGUUUAAUUUUACUGAAGUGAACCCUCUCAAGCUGGACAGGUGUAUGUGCAGAUCUGUAUGGGAAGGAAUGCAAUUAAUGGAUGUUAAAUGAAAACGUUUAUUAAAAAUGUGUAAUGUGUAAAUUUAAUUUUACAAACUGUGAUGAUAGAUUUUGAUGAAAGAGACUUAGAAUUUCUGUUUUCCAUGAUAGCAUGGUGAUCGAUUUGAGGAAAACAGAAAUUAUUUUUAUUAUAAUUAUACUUGCAAACAUUUUAAAACUAGACUAUGUCAGUGAUACAUAAUAUAGUAGCCAUUUGAAAGUGGAACUGGCUUAUACUCUUCCAAGAAAUGGUUUAUAAAGCAUAUUACUUUCUGUUCUCAUUUAUAGUAGAAUGGACUAAUCUUGACAUGUUCAUUCUGCAAGUUUUAUUCAUUCAUAUACAUUUACAUCUUAUUUUUAUGCAUAAUCCUACUUUGUCAGUUUUUGAGCUUCAAAAUUUGGAUAUAAUGUGGAAAAUUUUGGAAUUUCUAAAUGUGCCGUAAGUUGUAUGUUCUCUUUCCCCACCAAGUCCAUACUACUGUUGUGUGAAAUGAGCAGCAGACAAAGCAGAAGUCAUUCUAUGUUACAUACUGACCACAGAGGUUAUUAGUUGAAAUUAUGUGACUAGGAUUUUAAUAUAAUUAUCACUGAUAUGAAGCAAAUGUUAAUUCUGUAUUAUUGUUACUGAUUUCACUUGUUCCAAUUUAACAUAAUAGGUUGUAGAAUGUUAGCUCUUUUUUUUACAGUUUCGCCCAUGUUGGCAUAAAUUGCAUGAUGGUAAGUUGGCACUGUUGAUGUUAUUAUCCACAGUGCACAUUUCUUUAACAUAAAGUGAUUUCUAUAAUAGAGCCAUUUUCAGGAAAAGAAAACAUUAUCAGCAGUUCAUUAGUAUUCCAGAGCACAUUGGUAGUGUUGUUCAUCUCCAUGACAUGCAUCUGAUCAGCAUGAUUAUAAUCAUAAGAAACAAACUCUCUGAAGUGUUUUUAAGUUUAAUGCUUUUAAGAAUUUUGAUAUUUGAAUAAUGUGUUUGUUUAGUGCCUAAGGGGUUUUUGUAUUUGUAAGGAUUACAAAACUUCUUAGAUCCUUAAAAGUUGCCUAGAUGUUUAAACUAUUUCAAAAAUUUUAGACAUUGGUUAAAUUUUGGAGCAUAUAAUAGUGUUACAGCUGAAAUACUUUAUUUACCCAAAUGCAACAUGAGCUUGAUGUGCAGAAGAGGAAAAUUGUGUCAAUUAUUUCAUUCAAUAAAAAGUAAAAUCUUCUCAUGAUUAUUUACAGGUGUGCCCAGUUAAUAGCUCGCUUUAUGCAGUUCAGUAUUGCUUUAAACUUUUACUGAAUUGGCAUUAAAGUCAUCCUUUGUACCAUGUUACUUCAUAUUUACAUUUGAAAGAAAUUACUAGUGUUAUCAUUUUCUUCCUACCACCAUUUAAUUUCUCUAGUUUUGCCGAUUAGAAAACUGUGAUGUCGUCAUUCAGUACUUUAAUGCAGGUAUCUACAAUAAUAUCCUCAAGCUGACCUUUCCCUUCAGUAUCUCCCUGACAAAUUUGACUGCACUUCCCAAUCCUGUAACACUACUGAUACUGUAGAAAUAUUGUUUUCCAGGCAGGAUUGAUCUCUGAAUAUGUAGUGUUGUUAAAAAUACACUUUUGUUCAGAUAGAAAAUAGUCAUCUUGCAUUCGGGUAAAUAUAUCUUCUUGCAGCUGAUUAUUUUAUGAGUACAGAAUAUUUUUUAGUCAGUACUUACUAUUUGAAAUGUUGAUUAUAAUAUGUGUGUUCAGUAGAUUCCUUGAUUAUCUGCAAUAAUUGAGGGGAAAACUACUGUAAAUAAUUAGAAAUAACGUUCAUAUAUAUCUUUAGAAAACAAUUUAUAUAUCAGUAUUAAGUGAGACAUUCGUUUUAAUUGUUAUGCUCAGAUUGUAUUAAGGGAGUGUUCUCUGUAAUUAAGAUAUUGUUACAUGAUUGAGUGACUACAGACAGAAUUUGGAUUGGUAAU
Molecule: messenger RNA, 3817 nt
Organism: Cryptotermes secundus
Lineage: Eukaryota; Metazoa; Arthropoda; Insecta; Blattodea; Kalotermitidae
Exons: 10
Coding region: 150-1271 (373 amino acids)
Source: RefSeq, a predicted model, not a curated record